GUGUUCAAACAACCUCUUUCCCUCCACUCCACUUCUCCCAUGACCGGCUUCCUCCGUAAUGGAUACUGCGAAGUCCCAUCGUCCGACUUUGGAAACCACGCCGUUGCCGCCGAAGUCACGGAAGAGUUCCUCACUUUCUCCGCGGCUCAAGGCAACGACCUGCGCGUCAUCCCAGGCAUGAAAGCAGGCUGCAAAUGGUGUCUCUGCGCCUCACGAUGGUUGGAAGCAUUCGAAGCGAGAGGGCGCGAGAAGGAUGGGGACAAGAUUGUUCCCAAGGUGUGGUUGAAGGCGACGAAUGAGAAGGCGUUGGGGAAGAUCAAUUUGGAGGAUUUGAAGGCUUUUGCAAAGGAUGCCGAAUGA
This is a messenger RNA of Zymoseptoria tritici IPO323, 360 nucleotides long. RefSeq lists its product as uncharacterized. NCBI's taxonomy places the organism in Eukaryota, Fungi, Ascomycota, Dothideomycetes, Mycosphaerellales, Mycosphaerellaceae. The transcript is spliced from 2 exons. The annotation marks the transcript as partial. The record is from RefSeq and is a predicted model, not a curated record.